AUGCGCGGCCCGCGGGCGCGGCUGCCGGCGCUGCCCGCGCUGCUCUGGCUGGCGCUGGCCCCGCUGCCCGGCGCGCCGGGCCCCGCGGCGCGGGCCGAGCUGCGGGUGCGGGUGCGGCUGCCCGGCGGGCAGGUGACCGAGGAGAGCCUGCAGGCCGACAGCCGCGCCGACUGCGUCAGCCUGGAGCUGCGAACGGCCGACGGAGCGCUGGUCACCCUCACCGCCGACUUCAGACAGGAGGUGAAGAUUUUCCGUGCCUUAAUCCUGGGGGAGCUGGAGAGAGGCCAGAGCCAGUUCCAAGCUCUCUGCUUCGUCACGCGGCUUCACCGCAACGAGAUCAUCCCCAGCGAGUCGAUGGCAAAGCUGCGGCAGAAAAACCCCAGGACAGUGCGUCAGGCUGAGGAGAUGCGGGGCCUGGAGCACCUCAGCAUGGAUGUAGCUGUCAACUUCAGCAAGGGGGCCCAGCUGAGCUCUCACAUCCACAAUGUCUGUGCAGAGGCCAAAGAAGCCAUUUACACCCGAGAAGAAGAUGUCAAGUUCUGGCUGGAGAAAGGUGUGGAUGGCUCCAUGUUCGAGGUCCUGCCCCAGACAUCUGACCUGCCUGACCUGCAGCGCUGCAGGCUGUGUGCAGACCGCUGGAAGCCCUGCAUCUGCAGCUACUCGCUGAGCAUCGAGUGGUACCCCUGCAUGCUCAAGUACUGCCGCAGCCGCGACGCCGGCGGCAAGCUUUCCUCUUACAAGUGUGGCAUCCGCAGCUGCCAGAAGGGCUACACCUUCGAUUACUAUGUGCCACAGAAGCAGCUCUGUCUCUGGGAUGAGGAGACCUAGCAGAGCCAGGACAGAUCUCUUCAAAGGGGGCAGCUCAAUAGCUCCCUGCCACCAUUUCUGAUGCGAAGGGCCUCCUGGAGCUGCUUGCUCCAAAGAAGGAUUGUGGUUCCCAGCGGUGCCUUGUGCCAGGAGAGCUCUGCGUGUGUGCCUUUCCUUCUGGCUCCCCAUGACUCCUUCCCUGCCUGACACUGCCUCACACUGUGAUAAGCAGGCUCAAUCGCUGCUUGUUGGUACUCUCCUGCCAGCUGAUUGGAGACCUGGCUUCCUGGAAGCAGUAGGAGACACAGAUUUCUGGGGUGAAGUACUGGGCUGGGUGUAUUUUGCCUUGCUCUGGAGCUAGCAGAUGUGAAAGAGGGCAGCUCUGAUCAGUUACCAGCCUCCAGCAUCCUGAUGGGUGGGCAGGGCAGGGAGAGAAAGGGUCACGAUAGCGUGAGUUGUCAGACAUCUCUGCCCCUUCACUGACCUCACCUCUUGGUGACAGCAUUUCCCAAGUGGAAAACAGAUGAUUUCUAGGACCACAUACCCUGAGCAAGGAAGGUACAAAACCUACCCAAAGCAGGAGCCUGCCUGUAGCUUAUUCUAGUGUCUAGCUGUUUUAUCCUUCCUGUGGCAAGAAGAUGCAAUGGGGGGUUUAUCCCAGCAAUGACUUCUGCCCCUAAAGGGCUGUUGAUUGGGGCUCCAAUUCAUCCCUGUUUAGAGUAGUGAAGACCCAGCUUUUUGUGUUGGUCCUGUGACUCUCCCACUGAGAAAGAAACAUCCUAAAGUGGUUGCAAGGGGGGAGGAUGAUCCCAGGUGGGUUCACACUGUCAUUGUGAAGAUAACACUUUACAUCAACGUCUGGUUUUGUGUACUACUCUGCCAGCUAUGCAGAAGCAGCCCUUGGAUAAUUGUACUGCUUUGCUGUGCCUUGUGAAACAUGUAAAACAGGGACAACACUCAAGCUGAUUUUGGCCCUGGUAUAUACUUGGACAAAAAGCACUUGCAGGAGUGCUGCCUGGUUCCUGUGUCCUCGUCCACUGAAGUCAGAGCAAGGAGGGAGGGGAAAGAGGCUGUUUGGGGUCGUUGUGAACCCCUGUACCUCUGGUGAAAAGCCUUCACAAUGUGCCUUUUUGCCUAAAAUACAGGAAUUUUUGACACAAAAAAUGAUUUGGUCACAAUUAUUUUUGUAUUGAUCAUUAAG
This is a messenger RNA of Colius striatus (speckled mousebird), 2008 nucleotides long. RefSeq names its product out at first homolog (gene OAF). Bases 1 to 828 code for a protein of 275 amino acids. The transcript is spliced from 4 exons. NCBI's taxonomy places the organism in Eukaryota, Metazoa, Chordata, Aves, Coliiformes, Coliidae. The record is from RefSeq and is a predicted model, not a curated record.